Cylicostephanus goldi is the source of this 267-nucleotide messenger RNA. NCBI's taxonomy places the organism in Eukaryota, Metazoa, Nematoda, Chromadorea, Rhabditida, Strongylidae. The record is from the annotation of a GenBank genome assembly.
ACCCCAGCACAAGUGGUGCUACGAUGGGCGACACAACAAGGAAUACUUGUCAUACCAAAAUCGGUUUCAGAGGGUAAAUCUUACUGCGUGACGACAAUAGCUAUACAAGCUGUUAUAGAAAGAAUCUCACAAAACGCUGAUCUGUUUGACUUUGAGUUGACCGACGAUGAGAUGAAGGAAAUGGAGAGCCUUGAAUGUGGAUACCGAGUCGUCAAGCUGAGCAAGAGUGAGCGCAAACAUCCUCAAUGUCCAUUCCCCGAAGGAUAA